Molecule: messenger RNA, 266 nt
Organism: Meloidogyne enterolobii
Lineage: Eukaryota; Metazoa; Nematoda; Chromadorea; Rhabditida; Meloidogynidae
Source: the annotation of a GenBank genome assembly
UUGAUGAAGUUAAAGAAGAUGGUGAAUGUCCACUCAAAGCUUGUUCAUUUCCAAUUCCUACAGCUAAAGGAGAAUUGCCCAAAUUUUGUGGUUGUUGUUGAGGAUGUAAAGGAGUUAAAACCUAUUGAUUGACGUCUUAAAGACGAAUUUUUAUUCAAUUCUACAUUUGGCGAAUUUCUAUUCUUCUGUUUGUCCUGCAUCAUUUGAUCAUAUUGUUCAGCUUCUUCCAUUUCUAAUUCAUAAUUCUCUGCUAUAGGUUCGGGUAU